Messenger RNA from Lucilia sericata (common green bottle fly), 893 nucleotides. Its product is annotated as putative nuclease HARBI1. NCBI's taxonomy places the organism in Eukaryota, Metazoa, Arthropoda, Insecta, Diptera, Calliphoridae. The record is from RefSeq and is a predicted model, not a curated record. The transcript is spliced from 3 exons. The coding region runs from base 21 to 893 and encodes 290 amino acids.
UGCGUGAUUCUACUAAUUGCAUGGAACUUACAGGUGAACGGUCAGUUAAAGAUCAAUAUUUCAAGAGAUAUUUUUUAAUGCAUAUAACUAUUGAUCUUGCUAGGUUUGUUGACAAUUUUCGAGUAAGUAAAGAAGUAUUUCUUAUGUUACUACAAGAAAUGGAGCCAAAGAUGAAAAUGCCAUAUCGAAACACCCACAUUCCUGGUCAUAUUAAGCUAGCAACAUUCUUGUCGUUUGUUGCUACUGGUGGUUACCAAAAUUGUGUUGGAAAUGAAGUAACAUCUUCGAUUUCAAAGUCAAAGGUCUCCGUUAUAAUAAAUGAGUGUCUCACUAUAUUUGAUAAUUAUUUAUGUCCGAAAUGGAUUAAUUUGGAAAAGUCGUCCAAUGAAGAAAGCGAAUCAAAAGAAUGUUUUUAUAGAACUGGUGGUAUACCCAGCGUAAUCGGAUGUGUUGAUGGAACGCAUGUUCGAAUUAAAUCCCCGGGAGACGACUUAAAACAUCUUUACUAUAACCGAAAAGGAUUUUAUAGCAUUAAUGUUAUGGCAAUUUGCGAUCAUAAAAUGUUUAUUACAUACGUUGAUGCAAGACAUCCAGGAGCCAGCCAUGACUCAUUUGUUUGGAAUCAUAGUUCUGCCGACCACUAUUUUAAAACCCUAUUUUUAAAUGGAAAAAGGAACUUUUGGUUGCUUGGCGAUUCGGGAUAUAAACUCCUUCCAUAUAUGCUAACGCCUUAUGGGAAUCCAACAGAGCCAUGGCAAAAAAAGUUCAAUGAAAAGCAUUCGAAAACAAGAAACAUUAUUGAACGGUGUUUUGGUGUUUUAAAGAAUCUUUUUAGGUGUAUAAUUGGAUCCAGAGGACUAUUUUAUAGUCCCGAAAAACCACCAAAAUUAUAA